Messenger RNA from Brassica rapa (field mustard), 2147 nucleotides. RefSeq names its product guanine nucleotide-binding protein subunit gamma 3. The record is from RefSeq and is a predicted model, not a curated record. Gene Ontology annotation, biological process: G protein-coupled receptor signaling pathway. Lineage: Eukaryota; Viridiplantae; Streptophyta; Magnoliopsida; Brassicales; Brassicaceae.
UAGAUGGCUUGAGCAGAAAAAAACCACACAUGGUACUACUUCAAAACUUUCUUCAUGCAGUGUCUUGUAAGUUUUGAGAUUAUAUUCAGGACGAGAUCAUUUCCACGUAUCGUCCACCGAAUUAAUGGUUUAAAAUAAUAAAAGCUCAAAAUUCAAAGAGACACAGAGCCUUAAAAGGGGCAGAGGAAGGUACGUAACUAUCCAUGAUAGCUACCUUAAUUACUGCUUCUGCCACCCACAUCCCUCCUCUUUCUUCACUAUAGAGAGAGAGACUCAAUAACCUCUCUCUUUGCAUUGUUUUUCUCACUAGCCACUUCUUGUUUUCCUUCUUUCUCUCGAGGGUCACUGCAUGUUUUGUUCUUGACUCGAACCAUUCCUCUCUGGAGUUUAUACUACCGGAGAAGAUAAACUCUUGGGACAAUGUCUGCUCCUUCAUGUAGUGUCGGAGGAGAAGUUGGUGGUGAAACAUGUUCGGCUCUAGCUAAGUCGUCCCUGCCACCGCCUCGUCCGAAGUCUCCGCCGGAAUAUCCAGAUUUGUACGGGAAACGCAGAGUGGCGGCGAGAGUCCAGAUGCUAGAGAGAGAGAUUGGUUUUCUCGAGGGGGAAAUUAAAUUCAUCCAAGGCGUACAACCAGCUUCCAGAUGCUGCAAAGAGGUCUCUGAUUUUGUCGUUGCAAAUUCUGACCCAUUGAUCCCUGCACAACAAAAGAGUCAAAGACACGGCCGGUUCUGGAAGUGGCUCUGUUGCGGUAUUCCAUGUUUGAGCCUAGCGAGUUUCUUCUGUUGCUGCCGAUCCAACUGUUCGUGCCAUCUGAGGAAGCCCAAGUGCUGUAACUGCACAAGUUGCAACUGCACUGGUUCCGAAUGCUGUGAAGGAUCAUGCUGCUCAAAUAGCUGUUAUUGCCCGAAACUGAGCUGCCCGAGCUGUUCAUGCUUCCGAGGUUGCUGUUGUUCUUGUCCGGACUUAUCUUGCUGCCUACACACCUGUCUGAAUAAGAAGAAGAAGAGCUCCUGUUGCAGCUGCAACUGCAAGAUCAGAUGGUCAUCUUGUUUCAGAUGCCCCAAGGUACAACUUUGUUGUUGUUUUUGCAAUUGUAAAAAUCUAUGUUCUAAUCCUUGUUGUUUAGCUUUCUAAACAUUAUUAUAGUUAUAGGUAUUUCUCUAUAGUCAUAUUUUUGUUCAUUUCUUCUUUAUCUGCUUACUAUCUGUAACAAACUUGUGGAUAUAUUUUUUUUUUUGCUUUUUGUAAGUGAUGUUUUCUAUUAAGCGAGCCUCUCGUGAGAUAGCAUUUAUAGAAAAAUGACAAUUCCAAUGAAAUUCACACGUUAAUAUAGCUAUGCAUUAUUCUUUGAGGUAACUUAUUACAUAAUUAAUUAAUUAUAUCAUCUUAUAUCUACUCUAUUAAAAUAGAGUCCUAUUUUUUAUCUACCAUACACAAGUCUAUGUUAGACCAUUCAUUAGAAAUUUAACUAAACAUUCUAAAAUUACUCAUAUAUGAUAUUUUCCUAACAAAAACAAUAUAUAUCUAAAUAAUAACAUUUCUAAAAAAACAUAAAUAUAUUGUCAUUAAGUAAUCAUCAUUUGAUUGUUUCUCAUAUUUAAUAUAGACCAUAUUUUAUAUAUUUGAGUAACUAAUUUUGAAAUUAAAUAGUAUAGUCCAAUUCUUUUUAAAUUAUCAAAUUAAAUUUUUAUAUAAAAAAAAAAUUUAUUGGUUGUAACAUUUUAUGUUGAUAUGUUUAGUAAAAAUAAAAACAUUAAACUGAAAUAUAAAAUAUUAAAUAAAAUCAUAUUUUAAAAUAUAACAAAAAUAAUUUAAUUUAUUCACAUAAAAACAUUUCGAGAAUAAAAAUUUCUAAACAAAGAAGCUAAUAAUUUUUUUAUUAAUUCAUAUAAAACUAAUGUUUAAAAUUGAACUAUUAAUAUUGAUCUUGCAUUUUAAAUAAAUAAACAAAAAUACUUCAUUAAUAUAUGAUUUGUACAAUAUCAUCAAACAAAUUUCAACAAAUAUAAAUUUUCAAAAUAAAAAUUAUAUACAUAAAAUUGAUAUUAGAUAUAUAUCUUUAUAACAUAUUUUAUAUUUUAAAUAUUAAUUUAAAAAUAUAAAUAUAUCCGCACGGAUGUGCGGGUUAAUAUCUAGUUUCAAUUCAU